GCCGGGUUUGAACCUAGGACCUCCUGUCUCUAGGCCUGACUCUCACUCCACUGAGCUACCCAGCUGCCCCCUGAGGCAUUUAUUUUCAAUGGACAAUGUGUUGAUUUAUUUUACUAGACUGAACUUUGAUAUAUGGUACAAUUUUCUUCCGUGGUGGGGUGGAGAUGUUGGAAAGAGAUAAUGCUUUUUAAAAAAAAAAAGUAUCUAUAAAACCCAUCAGGUCAAACUAACUUUUUUUUAGCAUCAAAUUCCAGAUUUUUACUUAUACUUGUCUCAGAGAUGGAGGAUAUUUUUGCUGGAUCACUGAUGGGAAGGUACAGGGGUUGGAGGAAUUUCUCCUGCCUCAGUGGCUGCUUCUUUGCCUGAGCAGCAGCAGCCAACAGGAACAGAAAUGGGAAGUGAUAGAAUGGGGCGGGAGGGGUAAGUACUUCACCACCCUCAAAUAGAUGCCCCAACAAGAGACAAGAAUUUAGGUGGGGAGAAUUUAGUUGUGGGUAUAUCAGGGAUUUUUAUUUUUAAUUAUUUGAAUAGGGAGGGAAGAGGUUUUAACCUUUAAAAAUUCAAUGCAUACCCAGUGCUAUCUAUCCUUUGCCAUUUGGCUUCUUUCCGUUUUGUGGGAUUCCCUCCUCCUCUCACCCCCCAACCUGUUCUCAUAACCUUGGGCACGCCUAUUAGCCCCAAAGCUGCCAGGCUUAUGCCACCUGCCUCUGCUGCUUCCUGGAAGGCUGAGACCAGGCAGUUCACCAAGUGUUAAUGAGCACAGCUUCUUUCUGCUCUGCUCUGGCCCCUGGGGAGCCCUGCCCUGCUGGCCAGCACAGAGAAAUCCCAAAGAUCAGUACUCUCUCCUCCCUCCUUCCCUCCCUCCCUUCUGGGGGUGAGUGACCAUGGCCUGGAAUUUUAAUGGAAAAAUACAACUAGGGGCACUGCUUCUCUCUCUCCUUGGAUGGAUCUGCUCUUGUGUCACUACAGCUGUUCCUCUGUGGAAGAAUCUCAACUUGGAAUUGAACGAAAUGGAGAACUGGAGCAUGGGACUCUGGGAGGUCUGUGUUAUCCAGGAGGAAGGGGCCAUAGUAUGCAAGACCUUUGAAUCCUUCUUAGCUCUGCCCCAGGAGUUCCGAGCAUCCAGGAUACUCAUGGUGGCCUCCAAUGGGCUGGGGUUCCUAAGUCUUCUCCUCUCCAGCCUUGGUUCUGAUUGCUUCCAGCUCCAGGGAGUCAGCUGGAGGCUGAAGAAGUGGCUGAGAUUCUUCGCCGGGGUGCUAAUGGAGGUGGCGGCAGCCUCAACUCUUUUCCCUGUUUCUUGGGUAGCCUACAGCACAGUCCAGGAUUUCUGGGAUGAACAUAUCCCUGAAAUUGUGCCUCGGUGGGAGUUUGGAGAAGCCCUCUUUCUGGGCUGGGUUGCUGGAGUUUUUCUAGCAGUUGGUGGACUGCUCUUGAUCUGCUCAGCCUGGAUGGCAAAGGAUGAACCACUUUCACCUCCUAAUGCCUGUCCAUUAGCCCUUCCAACGGGGAGUCCAGCUGAGAUUCCAGAGAGGUUCUGCCACCCACCUUCAAGACACAGAGAUCUGGUAAUUUAG
Messenger RNA from Gracilinanus agilis (Agile Gracile Mouse Opossum), 1574 nucleotides. It is a transcript of the gene CLDN25, whose product is annotated as claudin 25. Lineage: Eukaryota; Metazoa; Chordata; Mammalia; Didelphimorphia; Didelphidae. Gene Ontology annotation, biological process: bicellular tight junction assembly; cell adhesion. Gene Ontology annotation, cellular component: plasma membrane; bicellular tight junction. Bases 885 to 1574 code for a protein of 229 amino acids. Gene Ontology annotation, molecular function: structural molecule activity. The record is from RefSeq and is a predicted model, not a curated record. The transcript has a single exon.